AUGGGGUAUCGCCAUCUCGACUUGACGAUUCCCCCGUCGCGAUGCACCUGCGUGGUGGGGGGGAGGGAGCGCGACUCGGGGGCGUCAUCGCUGGCGCUGCUGCUGCUGCGGCUGUUGGAGCCCACCAGCGGCCGGAUCACCCUUGGCGGGAAUAACCUCGCCGACCUCGACGAGGACUGGUUGCGCGGGCAGAUUGGCUACGUCGGGCCGGACGCCGAGCUUUUGGAUGGGAGUAUCGCGCAGAACAUCGCGUACGGCUUUCGCUCCCACGACUGGGAGGCGCCGAUCGAUCGCUGGCUCCACGCCAUCGUCGUCGACGCCGCAACUAAGGCGCACGCGCACGAUUUCAUCGCCGCGCUGCCGGAGGGCUACGACACCGUCGUCGGCGAGCACGGCCGUAGCUUAUCCGCUGGCGAGCGGCAGCGGAUCGCGAUCGCGCGCGCGCUGGUGAGCGACCCGCGUAUUCUGAUCUUAGACGAGGCCACCUCUAUGCUGGAUAGCGAGAGCGAGGCGGUGGUGCACGAAACCAUCGCGAAGCUCAUUCAGGAGUCGAAUAAAUCCGGUAGUAACCGCCAGCGCACCGUUCUGAUCUUCGCGAACCGGUUAAGCACGGUUCGAAGGGCGGAUCACAUCGUCGUCUUACACAACGGUGACGUCGCUAUCGAGGGCAUCUUCGAGGAGGUCGGCAAGAACGACAUUUUUCGUCGUUUGAUGGGGUUGGAAGGCUUGAAUCUCCUCGAAGUGUAG
Messenger RNA from Phytomonas sp. EM1, 747 nucleotides. The record is from the annotation of a GenBank genome assembly. Lineage: Eukaryota; Euglenozoa; Kinetoplastea; Trypanosomatida; Trypanosomatidae.